This is a messenger RNA of Symbiodinium natans, 1389 nucleotides long. The record is from the annotation of a GenBank genome assembly. Lineage: Eukaryota; Dinophyceae; Suessiales; Symbiodiniaceae.
AUGGCUGCCACACCCGAGACCGCCAGCCCAUGGACUUACAAUGUCCUGUGCGGCCUUUGGGCAACAGGUUUGUACUCCACUGGCGCCGGGCUGUUCCAGCUGACCGUGCUGCCUUCCUUCAUCCUUUUGGUCGGUGGGAGCAACUUUGACGUUGGCUUCGCAGAGGGCUUGCAAGGCCUGAGCAAUCUGAUCUUUGCCUUGCCGGUUGGGUACAUUGCUGACAAGUGGUCGAGACGAUUAUGCAUCAGGAUCGGUGCCACACUUUCCCUGCUGGCUGGCGUUUGCUUCAUGGUGGCGGUUAGUUUGGCGACUGCCGACAACGCAACAGCAUUUUCGAUCCUUUGUGCGGCCCUGGGAUUGCAAGGCAUAUGCGAUGGCAUAAUGAAUGGCCCCUUGGUCGCCUUGAUGGACGACUCAUGUCCUGCCGGCCGGCGCUCAGACGUGGAGACCACGAAUGCCGUGGUGUACGGCACUGCCUCGUCUGUCGGCCCGCUUGUCGGGUUAGUGGUUUUCCUAUUCGCUGGCAACACCUGGUCCCUAAGCUCGAUGAAGAUUGUCAUCUUCAUUGGCGUCAUCAUCUGCAUGAUGGCGAUUUUACCGUGCUUCUUCAUGGAUGACCGACGCGCGUUGGGCGAGUGCAGCGAGGCGGUGCAUCUGCAAGACCGGCUCAUGGGCGACUCGGAGGGUGCUCGUGAGCUGGUCAUCCGCAGUCAGAAGACAUCCUGCUUCGGUUUAAUCUCAGUACGUCGCGUUCGCCUCGUCUUGUUCGUGAACGAAAUGAUUCUUUCCUUGGGGGCCGGGAUGACAGUGAAGUUUUUUCCCGUCUUCUUCAAGCAGGAGGGACACAUCAAUCCAGCUGUUCUGCAAGCGGUUUUCGCUUCCUUGUCAGCCCUGACGGUCGCAGCGACACUGGUCUCAACCCGUGCCUCCAAAUGCGCCGGUCGCAUCCAAGUCAUCAUCCCCUGUUAUUUUGUGGGCAUAACUUGCACAAUUUUGCUGGGCGCAUUGAAGCCGUACUACACUGUGCCUGGAGUGAUGCUGCCGCUUUUUCUCCUUCGUUGCUGUUCACAGUGGUCCGCGAGCCCUUUACUUGGAUCCAUCAUUGCUGACUACACCCCGAAGGCGCAGCGUGGCCGGUGGAAGGCCCUAAGCUCCAUCGCAGCGACGGGUUGGUCUGGCAGCGCCGCAAUAGGCGGCGUCCUCAUAGACCACUUCGGUUAUGGCUUGACUUUUGCCAUCACCGGCUGCUUGCAAUCUUUUGCGCUGCCGAUCCUGUGCAGCCUCAUGCCCUUAGUCGCCAAAGAGUCCGAGCUCCUUGCAGCAGCGGAGAGGACAUGUGACGGGGACCAAAGUUGUCAUGCGUCCGAGAUUUCGAUGCAAGACGCGUGA